Messenger RNA from Peromyscus maniculatus bairdii (prairie deer mouse), 2078 nucleotides. It is a transcript of the gene C22H19orf25, whose product is annotated as chromosome 22 C19orf25 homolog. The record is from RefSeq and is a predicted model, not a curated record. NCBI's taxonomy places the organism in Eukaryota, Metazoa, Chordata, Mammalia, Rodentia, Cricetidae.
GCCUCUGAGUGCUGCCCCCCACCAGGACAAGGAAACCAGGCUCCCGACCGUGUUUCCCUGUGGACAGGCACCGUCCAGCAUUGUUAUUAUUACAGCAUUCUGAGCGCCCACUGCGGACCUGGCUCCCAGUUGCUGCCCAGCCAGGGGAACUCGAACUCACGCUCACCACUCUUGGUCAGGGAGGCGGAGACCCUUGAAAGGCACCCGGGAACGUCUAGGACGAGGGCUCUUUAAGACGGGGGAGGAGUUUCGCGAGGAGCGGAGCUGGAGCGGACCGGAAGUGCAAGACCAGGGCGGCCCUCAAACAGGAAGCGGAAGUGGUGGCGGCCGCACAGAUUCUUGGACCCGAGAUAGGCUGUAGGGUUUUGGGGGGCAAACAGGCCGAGUUUGAGGCCGACUGUGAGGCCCCGGCAGGAGGGAAGGCGAGUCGGGGACCGGGGAUGAGCGCCAAGGGCAAGAGACGCGUGGUGCUGCCCACGCGCCCCGCGCCUCCCACGGUGGAGCAGAUCCUGGAGGACGUGCGCAGGGCGCCCGCCCACGACCCCGUUUUCACCGCCCUGGCGCCGGAAGGUAGGAGGGUGCGGAGCCCCGGGUCCAGCCUGCGGGAGUCGGGCAGCCCUGGCGCCGGCCCCCGGGGACGGAUCUGUCGCCGGCCCUCCCGACUCCGUCAAGUGGGGUCACGCAAAGCAAAGCGGGGGGCCGACCCCCCGGAUCCCUCCCCACGGACCGAGGACCCUGAGGCCAGGUACGAGCAGAUCUACCAACAGAGCCGAGCCUACGUGGCCAUGAACGAGAGGCUGCGGCAGGCGGGGGACAGGCUGAGGCAGAAGUUCGAGGACCUUCGGCAGGCUGGGCAGAGGCUUGAAGAGGAUGUUAGCCAGGUGACCUCAGCCACCUCCUAGAGCCGAGGCUACCGCUGCGGCGCUCUGUCCAAGGCCAGGCAUCUGGCUGACCACCGGAGGCUCUGGGUCAACAUCGGCUGCCCCAGCACUGGACUGGGGGGGGGGGCUCCCAGUGCCUCACUCGGCAGGCUUUGGGUCUUGGUUCCCUCUUCCAUCCUUGGUGGCCUCUAAUUCGGGGUGGAUCAGGGACGUGGCCACCUCCUCGUUCAUGGGGGCACCGGCCCGGAUUGCAUCUAGGACUUGGCUGGAGGUCGGGCUCAGAGCCAGCCUGCCCCACAGGGACCAGCCCUCAGCCGCUGUGCCCUGGUCCCACCUCCUGCCCCAUGCCGCCCUGGGCAGCCAGGGUCUCCAUCCCCAGCAGGUUAGGACCUGUAUGUCAGCGUCACCUCCGUUGAGAAGAUAGACGGACAGCCCCCUUCCUGGAGCCUGGCUGCGGCGGCCUUACCUGCUCCUGGUCCCAUCUCCCCAGGGCUGGAGGAACACAGCAAGGGGGUUUUCGCUCUGGGAAGUCCACGGGUACUGGAAGGGCCCAAAGCGGGGACAGUACAGGGAUCUCUGCAGGUCCCUGCAGCAUGCAAGCUCAGCUGGGCACCCAUAAGACGCCCAUGUGGACCUGGGGUUCGGUUGACCUUCUUGCUGAAGCUCCACCGCUCUAGGGUGGGCAGGCUUUGUUUCUGGAACAUUGGAGUUUGAUUCUAGAGCUCAAACCUCCCCGCAGUUGGACACUGGAUCACUGGGCCCAAGUCCAUGCCAGCCCCUUCGCGCCUUAGGGGUCGGCCACCCCACGUGACUUCUCACAUCCCAAGCUGGCUGGGACUAUGUCAGAAAUGGCCUUGGCUUGUGGCCACCUUAUUCCUGCCGUUCCCCAUUCCUAGGAGUCACAGAGAGAUAUUUAUUCUGGGUGGCCGGUGGCUGGUGUCCUAGAGCAAAUGGCCAGGUGUGGCUCGGCUGACCCUGAAUCAGCCUUGGCUUUAGCAUGUGUGGACCCGGUGCAGUGACCAGUCGGCAGGGGGCUCAGGUCUGUGCACCAGCGCCUUGUGGGGUUGGACUGUAUCUCCAGUAGAAGGUUCUGGAACAACCUCCCCACUCCAGAGCCCAUGUUGAAGAUGAGAGCCUUGGGCAGCCCCAGAGCGACUCAGCGACUGAUUUUAUUAAAGAUGUGAACAAGAACCAGAA